AUGAAUGAGCUCCGUCAUGUGCACGUUGAGGCCUGCCUGAAGCCAGAGACUGCCGCCGAUUACGAGCAAGUGAGAGCAGCUAUCGCGGAAUACCUGGGCACCACGUGCACAUUCUUUACGAGAGGUCUUGUGGAAUUAUCAGGAGACCCGUUGCUUGCUGCCCACGUGGAGUGCAUCCGAGUCACUGAGUUAGAUGGCGAAGAAAGUGGCGAUCCCGAGAGCGACGGCGUUUCGCGCUUGAACGCCCAUUUGUUUGUGCACGUGUUCAAGCUCGGCAAUGAGAGCCCUGCAGAAGAGACUGCAGACGGCGACGAGAGCGUGACAACGUGCCAGCACACGAGUCUGCCCGCUGCGAGUUUUCAAGGGCUGUGGGAUUCGCUCAUUUUUGACUCGUCGGUGAAGCAGAAUGUGCUGGACUAUGCCAUGACUGCGAUGCUGUUUUCCGACCGUCGAGUGAAUCCACACAUCAUCUCGUGGAAUCGAGUGGUACUGUUGCAUGGACCGCCUGGCACUGGAAAGACGAGUUUGUGCAAAGCGCUGGCUCAGAAACUCAGUAUCCGUCUGUCGUCGAGAUUCCCCAACGCGAUCCUCGUGGAGAUCAACGCGCAUAGUUUGUUCAGCAAGUGGUUUUCUGAGAGCGGGAAGGUGGUCAUGAAGCUUUUCCAACAAAUCCAGGAAUUCGCAGAGGACGAGAAAUUGCUUGUUUGCGUGCUGAUAGAUGAGGUGGAGUCGCUUGCAGCUGCCCGAAAGUCUGCAGUGAGCGGAUCGGAGCCGUCAGACGCUAUUCGAGUGGUCAACGCAUUGCUGACGCAGCUGGAUUCGCUGAAGCGCUACCCGAACGUGCUUAUUCUCACGACGUCAAACAUCACUGAAGCUAUCGAUGCUGCAUUCGUCGAUAGAGCAGACAUCAAACAAUACAUCGGACUUCCGUCGUGUCAAGCGCGCUAUGAGAUCUUGCGAAGCUGUGUUGAAGAGCUCCAACGUGUGGGAAUCCUGCAGCCUAGCACACAGCCUCUAGCGAUGCAUCAAGAGCAAACGAGGAGACGAGCAACACGGAAGCGGGAAGUAGACCACAUUACGGGCCCAUCAGGUGCGGAAAAUGGCAGCGAAGACGUAUCGGCGAAGUUGUGGCAAGCGGCGGAAAUGGCUGAUGGGUUUAGCGGCCGAGCGUUGCGCAAACUUCCAUUCCAGGCACACGCUUUCUUCGUGCAGACUCGAACGCCAGGAGUUGGUGAGUUCAUCCGUUGCUUAGUGCAGGCGAUUGACCGCGAAAGCAAGCAGACGCAGCAGCUCUUAUUGAAAUAG
Hyaloperonospora brassicae is the source of this 1305-nucleotide messenger RNA. NCBI's taxonomy places the organism in Eukaryota, Oomycota, Peronosporomycetes, Peronosporales, Peronosporaceae. The record is from the annotation of a GenBank genome assembly.